This is a messenger RNA of Aspergillus calidoustus, 2104 nucleotides long. Lineage: Eukaryota; Fungi; Ascomycota; Eurotiomycetes; Eurotiales; Aspergillaceae. The record is from the annotation of a GenBank genome assembly.
GCGGAGGAGGACUUCCGAACAAGGCAGCGCUUCGAUUAGCACGAAUCCUACGGCCGUCGGCCCGCAUUGGCGUCGCGAACCCUAGUCUAGUCGUCCGUGGGCAGCAGCGCCAUUUGCCCAGCGAGAUGCCAUGUGAGCCGGUCCUUGACGCGGUUCGUGGACGGUCCGAGCCCCUCACAAGCCACGCAUCACUGGUGGAGUUGGCGCCGUUGAGAUUUGACCAUACACUGGUUUGAGACGGGGUGACUGUGCGACGGUGACAGGGGUGCGAUUCAGGAUUUCAUAUGAAAGACCCCCCAUCACCCGCCUUUCUUUCCUCCUCUCAAUCAUCUGCGCUACACAAUUUCAGCGCCCAUGUGUGGAGACGAUCGUGUAGAAGGGUUCAUUGAACCCGACGCCAGCGACGUUGACUCGGCAUUUAGCGACAACAACUCUACCGUUUACACUGAGAGUCUUCGCUCGAGUUUCCUCCAGAGUGUGCGCGAAAAUGGACGCGGCUACCACAAGUACUCCGACGGAAAGUACUUGAUUCCUGAGGAUGAGCAGGAGCAGGAGCGCCUUGACAUGCAGCACGAGAUCUUCUUGAUCACGAUGCACCGCAAGCUGUACCACGCCCCCAUCUCACCUGAUGUACAGCACGUUCUCGACCUUGGCACGGGCACUGGAAUCUGGGCAAUUGACUUUGCGGACCAACACUCGUCGGCCCAAGUCCUGGGCAUCGACUUGAGUCCAAUCCAGCCCUCGUGGAUUCCUCCAAACUGCAAGUUUGAGCUGGAUGACUACGAGAAACAAUGGACCUUUGUGCAAAAGUUUGAUUUUAUCCACGCUCGCAUGCUCAUGGGCUCCAUUGCCGACGAGAAGAACCUCUUUAGGCAGGCGUACGACAAUCUCGCGCCAGGAGGCUGGAUCGAAAUGCAGGACUUCUCACUGCCAGUCCGUGCUGACGACGACACCAUGAAGGGGACCGCCUUUGAAGAGCUGAACACCAAGUUCAUGGCAGGCCUCGAAAUGAUUGGUCGCGACGGCAGAGCGCCGGAGAAGUAUAAGCAACUGCUGACCGAGGCCGGGUUUGAGAAUGUCGUCGAGCUCAGGUACAAGUGGCCGCAGAACCAGUGGCCCAAGGACAAGCACCUCAAGACGCUGGGGCAAUGGAAUAUGGUCAACACCUUGGACGGGCUCUAUGGAUUCUCGGCGAGACUAUUGACGCAGGUUUUAGGAAUGUCCAUGGAAGAGUUGGAGACGUUGCUUGCGAAGUGCCGGGAUGAUAUCAAGAACCCUCGAAUUCACGCGUACUGGCCCAUUCUUGUCACUUAUGCGCAGAAGCCACUGGCAGCUGAAGACAGGGCAGAGGUGUAAAUAAUGGCAGACGUAGAAGAGGGCUGAUGAUGCCUACGAUGUAUGUUCGAUGUGUGCACGAAGCAAUGCCGGAUUUAUUUUCUCGAGUUACAUGAGGAGCUAUUGAGCCCCCAAUCCGCUCUACGGAGUACUUUACUCCAAAUCCACAUCCUCAUCAUCAUGAAACACAACGGUCCCCCAAUUCGGGCGAUUGAACCUCUUCCCCUUGGGUAAAGCCAAGCGAUCCAUCGCCUCCAUCUCCUCACUGGAGAGGACGAAAUUCCCCGUCAAAUUCCUCGCAAUGCGCGCCGGAUUCGUACUCUUGGGAAUAACACUCCACCCCUUUUGGAUCCCCCAAGAGAGCAUCACAUUCCCCGCCUCAACCACUCUUCUCUUUGCAAUUUCCACGAUAACCGGAUGUUCAUGCAACGUACUCCCCGACCCCCCCAACGGCCCAAACGCCGUCUGAUGGAUGCCCUUGUCGCGACAGAACGCAUGCAACUUAUCCUGCGGAAGAAGCGGCUGGAUCUCCGUCUGGUUCACGGCCGGAACGACCUUGGCAGUCUCUAAUAACUUGGUCAAGUUAACCGUCGAGAAAUUCGCAACGCCGAUGGCCUUGACCUUGCCGGUGGAAAGCAACUUCUCCAUCUCGCGCCAGGUAUCGCGAAAGUCCCACCCGACGGCGUGCACCGUUCGAUCCUCCUUCCCGUAAUUUUCAUCAUUGGGCGAUGGGUCGAGCGUCACGGGCCAGUGCAUGAGGUACAGGUCG